UGAUUCUUCUAAGCUGCCGAGGCUUCAUUUGGCAUUGGCAAUUCGAGUCAAGAGCACGUUUUACAUUAUUCUGGACACGUUUUUGACCUUUAUUAACGAGAUCUUUCAUUUUUUCUUAUUACAUAAUUAACAAGUUUACCCUCAGUAUUUCCUCUCGACCCAGUUUAAUUGUCAAAAUCCACAUAUUUAUUUACAUUUUUUAAUAAAAUUUCAUAACUUUUUGUAUCAAAAUGCCUCCAUCACCUGCCCCUGUCACUGCACCUGUCAAACCCUUGACACCACUCCAACUCUUGUCACUGAAGCGUCCCUUGCAGACGUCGAAACGGACCACGACCGUCAUCAGUGACGAUGUUCCGAUCGUGUAUAAAGUGGAAAACUUGCGACCUCAUGAGUUUCCUGUUGUGGGGCUGGUGGUACAUCCGAGGAUAAUUCCGGGCUUUUGUUACAGAGUUAGACCCCUGAAUACUUCGAAGCACCUCUUUAGCGGACGUGCCCUGCAACUCGUCUCAGUUGGCCAAGGGUACGGGAAACGUAUCACUUUCAAGGCGGACGAUGGUCAGAAAAAUGUUAACGAUAAUUUCUUUUGGAGUGAUUCAAGACCUGAAGGAUACGGCUUUGAGCUAGAGGUCGUCUCCCCCGGGGACAAAUUCACUUUAUACGACGCUCACCACACGAAAAUAGGAAACUGUGAAGUUAUCAGCAACGAGGAACCACAAGUGGAACAAUCUCACUUGAUUUGGCCAGAAAAUGGGACGAUUGAGAAAUGGGUCGUGACCAAGUUGAGAUGCAAGAUCGAAUCACUGGAGGGCGCCGUGUCGGAGGAUGUCAUUUCCGGAAUUGCAAUUUCAUCCAAAGCGACCCGCACCGGGGCUGCGACUUUGGUUCGUAUCAUGAACUGCAAGCGGAUGAGCCAACGACAAUCAAAGAAGUCUGGUUUGACGCUGAUGCCAGGUGUGGAUUUCCACUCGCGGAGGAUCACCGUUUCUGGCGCCACACUCCAAGACGUUCCUGUGACCUACACGAUUACUGGGCUGCUUAAUCACGAAUUUCCUGUUAUAGGAACCUACGUCGACAAGCGAAUCCUUCCCGGAUUUCACUACAUCGUACGACCAGCCCAAUCCAAAACGCCACUCUUUGGGGGCAAACCCCUCAACUUGCUCUCGAUCGGGAGAGGUUACGGGAAACGACUCACCUUCGACUCUACCAGCAAGAACAAUAAUGAAAACUACUUUUGGAGCGAUUCCUACCCUGAAGGAUUCGGAUUUGCACCGCAAGCCGUCUUCGAAGGGCAUCGAUUCCGCAUUUUUGUGGGCGAAGAAGAAAUCGGAGUUGCCGUCGUGAAAAAGGCGACCAAACCACAGGUGGAAAUACAAAUGGUAAUCUUGCCCGGGGGUGGAGUCUUAAAGAGUUUUAGGAUCGAUGUAACUUGCUGCAUGAAUGUGAGAUCCGUGAUUACGAGGGCAUGUCGCGUUUGUGGAACGGCCGUCGUGGUGAGAAAAAGUCUAAAUUCGCCAGCAAAAUUGGAAACCAUCGAGUCCCCCGGAUUGGAUACGGAACUAUCGAAAAACUUUCGCUAUAUUCCUGGAGAAGUGAAAUUUGUGGCUUUUGAGCAUCAAAAGUAUUUAAAAGAUAUGUAAAUAAAUAUUUAUAAAUACAAGGAAAUCGUCUCUUUUUAAAUAAAAAAUGUUCUUAUUGUA
This is a messenger RNA of Folsomia candida, 1697 nucleotides long. RefSeq lists its product as uncharacterized. The transcript has 7 exons. The coding region runs from base 231 to 1637 and encodes 468 amino acids. The record is from RefSeq and is a predicted model, not a curated record. NCBI's taxonomy places the organism in Eukaryota, Metazoa, Arthropoda, Collembola, Entomobryomorpha, Isotomidae.